This is a messenger RNA of Anguilla anguilla (European eel), 603 nucleotides long. RefSeq names its product achaete-scute homolog 5. Gene Ontology annotation, molecular function: DNA-binding transcription factor activity, RNA polymerase II-specific; RNA polymerase II transcription regulatory region sequence-specific DNA binding; protein dimerization activity. The transcript has a single exon. Gene Ontology annotation, biological process: developmental process; regulation of transcription by RNA polymerase II. The record is from RefSeq and is a predicted model, not a curated record. Bases 1 to 603 code for a protein of 200 amino acids. Lineage: Eukaryota; Metazoa; Chordata; Actinopteri; Anguilliformes; Anguillidae.
AUGAAUGCUGGCUUCUCCCAUGGCUUUGUGGAGCGGCGGGCCGGGCUCCUUGGCGGCAGCAGCCUGCAAUAUGGGAUGAUGCCCCCUGGUGGCCACCCGGAGCAUCGCCACUCCUCCCACCUCCACCCAGGCGGAGACCCGCUCACGCACCCGAUGCCCUUCCUGCUCUACCCCGCCAGCGUGGACACGGGGCUCUACGAGGGCUCCUACAGGGGCGGCCCGCCCCUCUUCCCCUACCUGCCCGCCUUCCACGGGCACUUCGGGGUGUACGAGUGCCCCUUCGAGCCGGCGUUCAUCCAGAAGCGGAACGAGCGGGAGCGGCAGAGGGUGAAGUGCGUCAACCAGGGCUACGCCAAGCUGCGGGACCACCUGCCCGGCGGCGCCGGCGACAAGCGCCUCAGCAAAGUGGAGACACUGCGGGCCGCCAUCCGCUACAUCAAGUACCUGCAGGGCGUGGUGGGGGAGUCCGCCUGCUCCAGCCCCAAGGCCGCGCCCCUGAGCCUGGAGGACUCGGGCAACAGCGACGGCGGGUCGCCCCGCUCCACGUCUGAGUCCUCCUCGCCGGGGCUCUACUGCGGGGAGUCGGAGGGCUCAGGGAGCUAG